Messenger RNA from Aspergillus campestris IBT 28561, 774 nucleotides. Its product is annotated as putative DRAP deaminase. Gene Ontology annotation, molecular function: catalytic activity. The record is from RefSeq and is a predicted model, not a curated record. The coding region runs from base 103 to 774 and encodes 223 amino acids. The transcript has a single exon. NCBI's taxonomy places the organism in Eukaryota, Fungi, Ascomycota, Eurotiomycetes, Eurotiales, Aspergillaceae.
CUACCCCAUUUCCCGCCGUCCACGAAAUAAACACCCACUCACCUCCACAACUCUACAACUUGCAAGACAAGACUCCAACUCCACAACACCAUAUUUUUCGAAAUGGCCUCCCCCCACCACAAAUACCUCCAAUCGUGCCUCGCCCUAGCCGAGAAAUCCCCUCCGCGCCCCACCAACUUCCGCGUCGGCGCCAUUCUCGUCUCGCGCAAAGCCCAAGACGACCUCUACUACGAAGAUGACCGCGUUCUCUCAACCGGCUACACAAUGGAACUAGAAGGCAACACGCACGCCGAACAAUGCUGUCUGUCCAAGUACGCCGCGGCGCAGGGCGUGCCCGACGAUCGCAUCGCAGAGGUCCUGCCGUCCGAGGCUGGCCGCCAGCUCGUGAUGUACGUGACGAUGGAGCCGUGCGGGAAGCGGUUAUCAGGAAACCAACCCUGCGUGCAGCGCAUUGUCGACACGCGACGGGGGGAUCGCCGAGGGGUCGAAAAGGUGUAUUUUGGGGUCAAGGAGCCUGAGACGUUUGUGGGGGCGUCGGAGACUUGUCGGCGGUUGACGGAUGCGGGGAUCCAGUGGCGGGUGGUGCAGGGUCUCGAGAAGAAUAUUCUGUCUGUUGCGACGGCGGGGCAUGAGAACAGCGAGGAGGAGGUCCGGGCUGCGUUGGAUAAGGUCGAGACGAGGUUGGAUGAUGUUAGUGAGGACGAGCGGGAGAGACAGCGGCGGGUGCCGAGGAAUCCGAAGAAGCGGAUGGUGGAGGUGGAUUUGUUGGGAUGA